AUGUCCAUGGACGAAAUCAUACCCGGCUUGUGGGUUGGGGACCUCCCCAGCGCCACCAACACGGCCAACUUGAAGGCCAACAAGAUAUUUAGCAUCUUAUCGGCAAUGCGGGGGAGGGUUACGAUAAACGAGACCUUCAUUCGGCACCAAAUCUCACUCGACGAUACUGAGGAGACUGAUGUCCUUGUGCACUUUAUACCGGCGAUUACGUUCAUCCAAGCCGAGCUGGACAAGGGGCGGGGAGUGUUGGUGCAUUGCCAGGCUGGAAUGAGCAGGAGUGUAACCAUCGUCGCCGCAUAUCUUAUGUAUACCCAGAAUAUCGACACAGAGGCGGCAUUAGAGCUCAUUCGCCAGUCCCGACCUAACAUCGACCCUAACCCCGGUUUCCUUCACCAGCUCGAAAUAUUCCACCAAGCGGCUUACAAGAUCUCACGUCGAGACAAGUCCACCAGGAUGUUCUAUAUGGAGAGAGCCGUCGAGGAAGUCAUGAACGGCGACGGAAGUUUGCCUGAAACCACCAUGUUCGCCAAAUACCCUCGCACACCUUCUGAUUCUGCCCCAGGCACUCCCGGUGGGCCGCGUCGCAAAAUUCGCUGCAAAAUGUGUCGACAAGAGCUAGCCACAAGAGAACACAUGCUUGACCAUGGCCAGUUGGGAGCACCAACACCGGCUGCUGUGACUCCCGUUGUCUCGCGCCAUCCAUCAAUGACCAUGGCUUCGCGACCACGGAUAGGUUCAUUUGGGACUGGGGCGCGUCCACGACGGCCGUCUGGCCUUGGCGAUACCAUGCUACAAAUGUCAGCGCUGGAGACCGAGGAUGAUUCCCCCAACGCGGAAACGGUCAAAGAAGAAGUACCAGUAGCGCCAGAGGCCCGAAGGACACUUUCUGACCCACUCCGUCGCCCACGAUUACGACCCUUGAUCAGCGGAGUCGCUGAUUUGACCAUGUCGCAAUUAUCAAUGUCGACAUCUUCUGCGUUGGACACAGAAGACGACAGUGGUCCUGAAGACAACAGCGAGGUUCAACCAAUACCUCGUACUCAUCCGUUUGCGCUUGCGACUCAAUUGGGCCGUCGCCUUUCGGAUGCAGUGAUUGCCUCGCCUGGAGAGCCGUCUCAGGCGUCAGAAAAUGUGCCAGAGCACGCCCCAACGCGGUUCUCUAGCGCGGAUGACAUUGCUGAGCAACUACUUUCGAAUCCAAAGCUUGCUGCUUUGCGCGGGUCACCCGUCAUGUCUCCUCUAACACCUAUGCUCGGCUCCUCUUCAAAGGCAUUCCCUGUGUCUCAGCCUAUCAUCGUCAAUCCCAAAUGCUCUGGGUACUUCGUUGAACCUAUGAAAUGGAUGGAGCCCUUCUUAGAAGAAGGGCAGAUUGCGGGCAAAAUAACGUGCCCCAACCCGAAAUGUGGUGCUAAAUUGGGCAAUUACGACUGGGCAGGGAUGUGUUGUGGCUGCAAGGAAUGGGUUACUCCGAUUUGGAGGCCGCCUCGUUGCGCAGCCGACGUUGGAAGCACAGGCAAACCGCUCAAAUUUGGCUGUUUGGGGGCUGCAAAAAUCACUCCUGGAGCGUUGGUCAAGCCAGCCCGAACUCACCCCGAGGUUGUGUUGUUCGCUGUGGCCGCCCGCGACCCAAAACGCGCUGCAGAAUUCGCCACUGAGCAUGGUUUCCAGAAAAGCUACGGGGGUCCAAAUUGCUAUCAGGACAUGCUCGAUGAUCCUGAUGUUGAUGUUGUGUACAACGCGCUCCCGAAUCGGAAUGAGUUGCACUUUGAGUGGACAAUGAAGGCAGGCAAGCACGUGCUGCUCGAGAAGCCAGCCACAAACACUGCGUCUGAGGCCACGGCCAUUUUCGCUCUUGCGGCUCAGAAGAACCUUGUUGUCCUCGAAGCCUUUCACUAUCGUUUUCAUCCUGCGGUUCAACGCGUCAAGUCUAUAAUCGAUUCCGGGGAACUUGGGGUGAUAGAGACAAUUACAGCAACGCUUACUGCCCCACACGGCACUGCACCGGAUGGCGAUAUUCGCUGGAAUUACGAACUGGGUGGCGGCGCAACAAUGGAUCCCGGUUGCUAUACGGUCAACGUGUUACGCUAUCUCGCAGGAGCUAAUCCUACCGCUGUUUUGACGGCAAGAGCCGUCCGCUAUUCCACACUGCCUGAACAUGAGAAAGUCGACAAGAUGGUCUGGGCCACACUUGCGAUGGAGACACAGGUCGUAGGAGAGGUACACGCGAAUCUGGACGAAGCAAAGAUUUUGGGCAUCAUUCCUCGUAUGCCGAAGCUCUCGGCCACCGUUGAAUGCUCUGCAGGCAAGAUCGAGAUUUUUAAUUUCUUGGUUCCACACUUCUACCAUCGUAUUACUGUCUCUCCUAAAGGACAAAGGCAACGCAUCGAGAAGGCAUAUUCUUUCAACGGUAAUUUCAAAGGGGAGGAUUGGUGGACAACAUAUAGAUACCAGUUAGAGGCCUUUGUAGACAAGGUUCAGGGACGCAGUCCCCAAACAUGGAUUGCGGGGCAAGACACCGUCGCAAACGUUGAAUGGAUUGAGGAGAUAUAUGCGAAGGACGGAUUCGGGAGUCGUCCUGCUUCCAGCUAUCUGGCCAAGAAUCGCGUCGAGUAG
Molecule: messenger RNA, 2613 nt
Organism: Mycena indigotica
Lineage: Eukaryota; Fungi; Basidiomycota; Agaricomycetes; Agaricales; Mycenaceae
Exons: 12
Coding region: 1-2613 (870 amino acids)
Biological process (GO): protein dephosphorylation
Cellular component (GO): nucleus
Molecular function (GO): protein tyrosine/serine/threonine phosphatase activity; nucleotide binding
Source: RefSeq, a predicted model, not a curated record